AUGGACCUGGACCCUAACUAUUUUCGCUCACUUGAGCAAGCUGCUGUGCAAUUUAUUCGAGCGUGUGAGACGAUCUAUAAUUCGGGCGCUACUGAGUCCGUUGGCGAUCAAAACGAUGCUCUUCCAAGUCCUGAUUGUCCUUCGUCACCUGCUCCUGAUUGCCCAUCCCUCGGCUUGGCCCAAUUUCUGAUCAAGGAGGAAGCUCAGUCGGAAGAAACGAACCCCAUCAAGUCAGAGGAACCUGAGGAGCCAGUGACCGAUGAUGUCGCCCAGUCACAGAUGAGUGUUGCUGAUUCUUUGGCACUUCUGUCGUCAAGCUGCAAUACUACUGCAACUGGAGAAUGGCUUGCUGCACCGGGACAAAAUCGAAUGUCAUAUUCUCGAGAAUUCAAACUAAUGGUUAUUGACUACUACCAAAGAAAUGGUAUGAACAAGUAUCGAACUUGCAAGGAGUUUCACAUCACUAAAUCUAUGCUAAAAGGAUGGCUAUCAAGGAUCGACAAAAUUCGCGAAUCACGACCUGGAUCGUUGAAAUCGGGCAGAACUGGACGACGUCCCGACAUCGAAAAGCAGUUAUUCGCGAUGUAUAGCAAGCGACUGGAAAGCGGUCUCAAAGUGAGCAAUCGUUGGUUAAGAGAGAGGGCUCGCGAAUUGGCCGGUAGUGUUAAUGCCGCUUGUCAGUUUUCGGAUCGAUGGCUGAGGAACUUCAAAAAGCGUUUUCACAUUGAUCUUCAACGCGGCACCACAGACGGUAUGGAUGGUACUCCCUCCAACUCUGAUGACCCUAUGAAGGACACAGACUCCUUUACCGAUCCUGCUGAACUUGAUGUCAGUUUGCGCAAUGAAGUGGUUGCUGAAAUUGUUAACCAAACGGAACAACUCCCAAUACAAGCAUUUUACGAGAAGUUUCCUUUGUUUUCAAAAAGAGACCCCGUUGGAGGAGGAAAACGUGGACGAAAGGCGCAAUUUCCGGAUGUUGAACGAGUGCUUUACGAGCGUUUCCUCGAGAGACAGAGUGCCGGUGAACGUAUCUCAAAUCGCUGGCUACAGGACCAAGCUCGUGAUCUGGCCGCAGAGCUUUACGCUGGAGCAGAGGAUACUGUGAAAUCGUCAAGAUGUCUGUUUUCCGAACGAUGGCUUUCCAACUUCAAGAAGCGCUAUAAUAUCAGUCUGAAAGUGAAGCCGAUCAAACAAGAGGACGAGAUGGAUGAUCAUCCCGCUGAGCUGGAACAAUCACCGCCUGCAUACGAAGAGAUCGACGUUAACGCGGUACUAACGGCAUGGCUUAUGAACCAAACUGACAUACCACCACUUUCAUCGCCGGGUAACUCAUCAUCUUAA
Cooperia oncophora is the source of this 1341-nucleotide messenger RNA. The record is from the annotation of a GenBank genome assembly. NCBI's taxonomy places the organism in Eukaryota, Metazoa, Nematoda, Chromadorea, Rhabditida, Trichostrongylidae.